AUGGACCCUCAUCUCCUGCUCCACAUAUUUCUUCCAGUCUUGGUUUUUGAGUCUGCUUUUGCUAUGGAAGCUCACACGUUCAUCAAAUCUUUCAUGCAAAUCGUCGUCCUCGCUAUUCCUGGCUUAUUGUUGGCAUCAGUUCUGACAGGCCUGUUAGCCAUGUAUGUAUUCCAGUAUAACUGGGAAUUGGCUGAUUCCAUGAUGUUUGGCUCAAUUCUCAGUGCCACGGACCCAGUUGCAGUCGUGGCUUUGUUGCGUGAAGUAGGUGCAUCGAAACAACUUGGUACACUCAUAGAAGGAGAAUCGUUGCUGAAUGACGGUGCUGCUAUUGUACUCUUCAACGUUCUCCGGAAAAUUUCGAAAUCAGCAGGACAAAGUGUGGACGGUGGGGAGAUAGUUUUAAAUUUCAUACAAAUUGUCUUUGGAGGCACUCUGUUUGGAUUCGUCAUGGCAAAACUUACCACACUAUGGCUAUCUGAAAUAUUCAACGACGCAUUAACAGAAAUCACCAUCACACUAGCAUGUACUUAUAUGACAUAUUUCAUAGGUGAAAAUUUCUUUGGAGUCUCCGGGGUGUUGGCAAUCGUGGUUGUUGGGGUGAUCUUAAAUGCGGAAAGAACCAGUAUUAGUCCUGAAGUAGAAGCUUUCUUGCACAGAUUUUGGGAAAUGAUGGCAUACCUGGCCAAUACCUUGAUCUUUAUUCUUGUGGGCGUGGUGAUCACAGAGCGUUCCCUCAGCCAUGCGGUUGGUAAAGACUGGUUUUACAUGAUUGCGCUGUACUUUGGGAUUAUAGUAAUAAGAGCGUUGGUGAUAUGCUUAUUCAGUCCUGUUCUAAAACGAAUUGGGUACGGCAUGAAUUGGAAAAACGGAGCCGUAAUGACUUGGGGAGGUCUCCGUGGUGCAGUUGGAUUAGCCUUGGGGUUAUUAGUUGCUCAGGACCCUGAGCUUAACCCUGAUGCACCUAUCAAUAUAAAAGGAAAUAAGAUGCUUUUGCACGUUUCUGGUAUAGUGAUCUUGACGCUGCUGAUUAAUGCAACCACAAUCUCUACGCUUCUCAAGAUAUUGGGAAUGAGUGACAUUUCAACAGCCAAAAGAAUGACAAUGGCCAAUGCUGUAAGGCAUUUGAAGGAAACAAAGGGAAGGACUCUGAAUGUUCUGAAGGCUGAUCGCUUUUUAGCUGACGCUGACUGGGACAUGGUUGAAGAGUCAUGUGAAAUUUCAGAUCCAUAUCAUACUACUGAAGAAGAGGCAGAGCUGGACAGCUUGGUAUAUUACAACCGAACUACCACCUGCCCUGACUGUGAAACAGCAGUGCCAGCAGAACCCUCACCACAGGAAUAUAAGGAAAUGGUCAAUGAAGCAAGACUUAGGAUGUUGAGAGCUGAAAAGGUUUCUUAUUGGAAGCAGUUUGAACAUGGCAUGCUGUCCAGAGAGGCUGUCAGGAAACUGGUAGACCAAACUGAACAUGCUGCAGACCAUGAAGGAGGAUUUGUUGAUGUGGAAGAAAUCAAGAAAAGUUGGCAAAUCAAAGGAAUUUAUCCACUUUUGAAAAGGAAACUAGAGAGCUGGAUAUUGGACACCAAAAUACAAUCUGUUCCUCCUCCAAAAAGACCUCUCCUUCGAAAAAUCUACAAAAUGGUGAAUUCAGUUGCCUUUGAAUCCAUUGUGUACACUGUGAUUUUCUUGAAUAUGAUACCUAUCAUCGUGGAGACAAGUUGGGAUAUAUCAAAUGAAGAACAUCACAAAGUUAUGUUUGACAUUAUCAACUACAUCUUCUUUUCUUUGUAUAUUAUUGAAGCAGGUCUCAAAAUUCUUUCAUAUGGAAAAUAUUACUUUGCAAGUCACUGGAACAAGUUUGAUCUGGUUAUCAUUGCUCUGUCAGUAGUUGACAUUGCCAUUGAUCUGACAGUUGACUUGGGAUCUGCAGCAGAAGCAUUUAAUCCGAACCUACUGAAAAUUCCCAAGAUUUUCAGAUUGCUCAGGAUGAGCAGGUUGCUACGCCUAUUUAAGCCCCUGAUUCCAAAGAUAAUUGCUUUCCUUAACCGUCAAAUCAACCAAAUGUUAAGCUAUGGGUAUGAUGUAGGAAAGGGAUAUGUGGUGGGUGAAGAAGAGGUAAAAAAGCUUAUUGACCACAUCAAUGACAACAAGAAAAUAGCUGUCAUUCUAAAACAAGUGUCAGACAAAGGAAGACUAGAAGUCAUAAGAGAACUAGGUUUACUUCAAAGGGAACACCCAGGUAUUGCAGUAUCAGUUAAGACAAGACAAGCCAUUCGAAGUGUCCUGAACACAUUAAGAGACUCCAUUCUUGAGCUGAGAGGGGAUGGACUCCUAGAUGAAAUGGAAGGACAAAAGUUAGAAAUGAUGGUUGAAGAAAGAAUGAAGAAACUUCUCAAAGCACCUUCAAGCAUUCCUCCACCUUCUCCCAUUCAUCUGCUGCGCAAUGUUGCAUGGCUUAAAGGAGAUGAUAGACUUCUGGAAUUUUUUGUGGAAAGAGCUGAGUUACUGACGUACAACUAUGGAGACACUCUGAUGAGGAGAGGAGAUCUGCCUAAUGGCAUAUAUAUACUACUCUCUGGCAUGGUCAAGCUUCAAGGUGUCAAUGAAGAUAAGACUGAAGGAGGAAUAUCGCACGAUGAGGAAGUGAUGGACUAUUUGUCAGCUGGUAAUGUUCUGGGUGAAAUGGGUUUCCUUACAAACAGCCCUAGAAAUGCUGACAUCAUAUGUGAAACCAGUGUACAGGUUUACCUGAUCAAACUUGAAGACAUGCUGCUGGCACUUCACACUUUUGUAGAGGAACCAUCUCUGGAGUACAGACUGUGGCAUGUGUGCGCAGUGCGUCUAUCAACUACUAUAAUGUUGAAUCAGCCACAGUAUCAGGGUUGGACAAAGGAAAAAAUGCAGAUGUAUCUUGAAUCUUCUUUCCUGGUUAGCACAGAAGACUUGAAUGUUUUUGAUACUACUCAGUAUGAUUCAGUGAUGUUAAUUCAAGGCACAGCCACAGAUUUCAUUUCCAGAGAAGAAUACCAGGGCCCAUGCUUCAUCCCAAGAAACUGCACAAAGCUCAAGUUUGCACCCAAUGAUUACCCUAAUCAUAUUAUUCUUGUGGUGCCAAAGGAAGAUAUCCCUGCACUUCUACCACCUGAUAGGGGCUCAAAAGCAAGUGUGAAACCCAAAUACAGCCACUACAAGUCAAGUUUUUGUCUCAGACAUGCCUCACAACACAGAAUUGACCUCCAAACUAGAAUAAGCAAGACUAAGGCUUCAGAAAAUGCUAGUAAAACCAGUUUAACUGCUAGAAUAUGGACAAGGUUAAGCUCAACAGACAAUACCUUAAGUCCUCACAUGGCGCUGCCCCCUAUUGUGUAAUCUGUUGUGAGCUUACUUUGGCAAGCCAAUUCAUGAAGAAACCAAUAAGUGCAAAAGAG
Lingula anatina is the source of this 3425-nucleotide messenger RNA. RefSeq names its product sperm-specific sodium:proton exchanger. Lineage: Eukaryota; Metazoa; Brachiopoda; Lingulata; Lingulida; Lingulidae. Gene Ontology annotation, molecular function: potassium:proton antiporter activity; sodium:proton antiporter activity; monoatomic ion channel activity. Gene Ontology annotation, cellular component: plasma membrane. Gene Ontology annotation, biological process: regulation of intracellular pH; potassium ion transmembrane transport; sodium ion import across plasma membrane. The record is from RefSeq and is a predicted model, not a curated record.